Podarcis muralis (Common wall lizard) is the source of this 1185-nucleotide messenger RNA. RefSeq names its product lipase member M-like. NCBI's taxonomy places the organism in Eukaryota, Metazoa, Chordata, Lepidosauria, Squamata, Lacertidae. The record is from RefSeq and is a predicted model, not a curated record. Gene Ontology annotation, molecular function: hydrolase activity, acting on ester bonds. Gene Ontology annotation, biological process: lipid metabolic process.
AUGUGGCUCAUUCUGGUAGUGGCCUGCUUAAUCCAAGAGGCUUCCGCUGCAGAAGAAGUUAUAAGUGGGAGACAUUUGAAUCCUCAAGAAUUUAUGACUAUCAAUGAAGUCAUUCAACACUGGGGAUACCCCAGUGAAGAGCAUGAAAUUCUGACAGAGGAUGGCUAUUACUUACAAGCAAACAGAAUUCCUUGCGGAAUGAACAGUUCUGGCAAGACAGGGCCUAAGCCCGUUGUUUUACUAGUACAUGGCUUGCUUGCUGAAGGUAGGUGCUGGAUUGCCAAUCUUCCCAACAAUAGCCUGGGAUUCUUCCUAGCAGAUGCUGGCUAUGAUGUUUGGAUAAUAAAUACUAGAGGGAGCAGCUGGUCUAGAAGACACAAGACCUUGUCAACUGACCAAGAAGACUUUUGGAACUUCAGUUUUCAUGAAAUAGCAAUAUACGAUAUUCCAGCAACUAUAGACUUCAUCCUAAUGAAAACUAGGCAAGAAAAAUUAUAUUAUAUUGGCCAUUCCCAAGGUGGGACACUAGGUUUUAUUACCUUUUCCAUCAUUCCUCAGCUUGUUCCGAAAAUCAGUCUCUACCUGUCAUUUGCUCCUGGCUACACAUUGGUAAACAGCAAAGGACUUUUCUAUAAACUUUUGGUCAUUCCUGAUGGACUCAGAAGACUUAUAUGGGGCAAUAAAGAAUACUGUCUUCUUAGCAAGGAAUUGAAAGCCCUCACUGCCAAGAUAUGCAGCUACCCAGUUAUAGACAAAUGGUGCCUCCGGUUCCUUUCCCUUGGGGUGGGAUUUAACGAGAAAAACUAUAAUGUGAGUCGAGCAGAUGUGUAUGUUGGAAUCUUUCCUGAUUUUUCUUCUGUCAAAGCAGUGGACCACUGGAGCCAGGUCACUAGGACGCAUAAAUUUAGAUUUUUUGACUAUGGAUGCAGGAACAAAGUUGUAUACAAUAUGACCACACCCCCAUUUUAUAAAAUUGAAUGCAUGGAAGUGCCAACAGCUUUGUGGAGUGGAGGACAGGACAUUAUGGAAGAUGUAAAGGAUAUUCAACUCUUAAUCCCUCGAAUCCCUCAUUUAGUUUUUUACAAGAAUAUCCCUGAUUGGCAGCAUCUGGAUUAUAUCUUCGGUCUCGAUGCUCCAAAGCAGCUAUACCCUGACGUGCUUAAACUGAUGCAGAAAUUCAAAUAA